AACAGUACAGUGCGUGUUUUCUCCCGCCUUGCCCAACUCUACAGUCUCUCUCAACGCCACGCCUCUUCUUCUUCUUCUUCUUCCCGUCAGCUCUUCUGCGUUUCCGCCCAUUGCUGAGUUCUCAGCUAUGGCGCCAAGGAACAAGCGCCCGAAGAAGGGUUUGCGCAGAAUAGACGCCGCGCUUGAUGCAAUGCGCCCGUUAGGGUUUCCCGAUCACUUGGUUCGCACAUCAGUCAAAGAACUCCUCAAGGUGUAUGGAGAAGAGGGAUGGGCGUUUAUUGAGGAUGGAGCAUACAGAGUUCUGAUUGAGGUGAUGUUAAGUGAACAAAAGGAAUCUGAUCACGAGCAUGAUGAUCCUGGGGAAAAGCUUGCCCAGGAAUGUUCUGGUUUGCAGGGAAAUACAGAAUGUUCAGAGGCAGGACAGUGUGGAGAUCAUGAUGGGGUUGAAUCCAUUAAUGAACUUGAAGUUCCUCACAACCAAAUGGAUAACCAAGGGAAAGGUCUAGAUCAUACUAUCAGCUCCGUAGUGACGGACGAUAUGCAGCAGCAACACCGGGGGCGAGUUCUCUUUGGCUUUGCUCCCACGCGAUUCUCUCUUCCUCGGACAGAUUCUGUAUCUUUUGGCUUUGCUCCCGCAUACGCUCCUCCACAGACAGACUCUGCAUCUUCGAAAAGAAGGCGUAAACCUUGCUAUGGAUGGAUUAGCGAUGAUGAUGAUGAAGACGAGGAAGAUAACAUCGAUAAUACUAUCUAAACACAGCGAUGUUCAUAGAUGACAAUGCCUGCAGAUUUGCAGGUUAUAUGCACUUGCUAUCUGCCAAUUUACCUGUCUUAUACUUUUAAUUUAUGAUUUUGAGGUUAUAAUGUGAUGGUAGUUUGGCAGAUGUAUAUAUUAUCUUAUUUUGACAUAGGCAAGUGACAUCUUUUGUUGGUACUAGGAUGUUUACAGUUUAUAUGCUUAAGUAAUAUUACAGUUUA
Molecule: messenger RNA, 978 nt
Organism: Ipomoea nil (Japanese morning glory)
Lineage: Eukaryota; Viridiplantae; Streptophyta; Magnoliopsida; Solanales; Convolvulaceae
Exons: 4
Coding region: 128-754 (208 amino acids)
Source: RefSeq, a predicted model, not a curated record